GGAACAGACAGUGUUUACUACAGACUGUGCCGCUCUGACAUCAGACAUUCCUUUGCGAAAACACGUUGAUUGUUGUGUUGUUUUCUAAAGUUAAAAAAUGUGUAGGUUAAAGUAUAUGUUUGUUUGCAUUUCUUUUGUGCUAUAUUCCUCAUUCUUCAUUUCUCAUUUUUCUCUUUACUCAACUACUGCCAUUCUUUUCGAGUAUUCUAUGCGCCGGCGCAAUACUUCAAUUCAUCUGCAAACAUGUCUUUGUCAAACACAAAACCACGAUCCUCACAUGAUGGAACAUUCGACGAGGAAUCUCCUCUCCUUGAUCAUUUACGACCAACUACCGCCACUGACACACACUCUUUAAUUCAUCAAACACAUUCUCCGCGUAUUAUUAUCUCACUUCUUACCGCGAUAGUUUUUAUAAUCGGGUUUGGAGGAUAUUUGGCAUGGAUACCAUCGAUGCGCAUAUACGAAGAUAUACUGUGUCACCGUUAUUAUGAAGAGCGGAGAGGUGGGGUAGGGCUGAGUAGCACGAUUGACGAAGCUAGAUGCAAGGGCGAUGAGGUUCAAGAAGAAUUAAAUAUCUUGACCGCAGUAAUGGAAACAUUGAAAGCGUUACCAGGAAUGUUCAUGGCUGUGCCAUAUGGACUCUUGGCUGAUAAAAUUGGACGCAAACCAGUCUUUGCUUUGUCAAUACUUGGACUUCUACUUUCCCUCCUAUUUGAAGUAUUCAUUAUGAGCGAGUGGAUACUGCUGCCCAUCCGUACUGUGUGGUUUGCACCAUUCUUACAAUUCAUUGGUGGCGGUGAAAAAACCGCUUCCGCAAUAUUUUAUGCUAUCAUCUCAGAUGUUACUACUCAAGAUCAAAGGGCAAAUGCUUUUCUUUUCGCUGCAUGUGCUUCACUCUCUGCAGAACUUAUUGCACCAACCGUAGCAGCCGCUAUCAUGGUCCAUUCUCCAUGGAUUUCCAUAUGCUGCGGUGUAUCUGUUUUGACAUUUGGAUUAUUAUGUCUCAUUGCUUUUGUUCCCGAAACACUUCAUCUUCAUGCCUCCCAAACAGAGACGUCCACAUUGGUCCCAGACAGUUCAUCUCCGGAAUACUUAAGCGAUUCGUCAUCUGAUUUCAACGAGACUUUAAAGCCAAAACAGAGACCGACCAUCACUCGUCGUCUAUCCGAUUUCUACACUACUAGCCGACCUCUCCUUACCCUUCCUGUCCUUCUCCUCCUUCUACCAUCUAUAACCCGGGUCAUAGGUCAGCAAUCAAUCGACCUCUGCAUCCGCUACAUAUCUACUCGCUUUUCCAUCCCUUUGUCUCACGCAUCUCUCAUCCUCUCUCUACGGGCUCUGAUAAACAUUAUUCUUCUUCUCCUUUUCAUCCCCUUCCUCUCCUCUCUUCUAAUAACUAAAUUUCACUUCUCAUCAACCCACAAAGAUCUCCUUCUCGCCCGCAUUUCUUCAAUUUUUCUCAUUCUCGGCGCCCUCACCGUCGCCGUCUCUCCAAGUCUCCAUCUCACAAUUAUUGGUCUAAUAAUCUAUACCUUAGGCACGGGAUUCGUCUCGCUAGUCCGCUCAUUGAUCACAGGAUUGGUAGAUCAGCAACACGUGGCGAGAAUAUUCGCAAUGAUAGCAGUGGUUGAAACGAGUAGUGCACUUUUGGCGGGACCAGCAGUCGCGGGACUUUAUGAAUUGGGACUUGUUUGGAGGGGAGAGUGGACGGGUUGGUUGGGAUUGCCGUUUGUGGGGUUGGCGGUGGUGUGUGGGGUGGGGAGUGUGGGGGUUUGGGGAGUGAAGGGGUUAGGGAAAAUGAGUUUAGAGAAGAAAAUGAUGGUAGAGGGGGAGGGAGUAGGAAGUGAAAGUGAGACAGUAUAGUGGGUUGGGUCUGUGUAUGGUAUUGCCGUUGGUGGCUGCUUAUGAUUCACUUUCUAGAUAUCCCAUGAAAUGAUGUAUAAUGAAUGAUUUUGUGGUUUGGUGUUGGGUGUGCACUGAUUUGGGAUAAAGUUAGUCUAGAUGGCUUUCUUAUGUUGUAACAUUGGCCAUAGAGUGGUUCGGCUUCCACAGGUAGAUAUCAGAUUAGAUUUUAAUACAAUUUUUCUAGACUGGAACA
Botrytis cinerea B05.10 is the source of this 2098-nucleotide messenger RNA. RefSeq lists its product as hypothetical. Lineage: Eukaryota; Fungi; Ascomycota; Leotiomycetes; Helotiales; Sclerotiniaceae. Gene Ontology annotation, cellular component: membrane. The record is from RefSeq and is a predicted model, not a curated record. The transcript has 4 exons. Gene Ontology annotation, molecular function: transmembrane transporter activity. The coding region runs from base 244 to 1863 and encodes 539 amino acids. Gene Ontology annotation, biological process: transmembrane transport.